Messenger RNA from Chaetomium globosum CBS 148.51, 2169 nucleotides. RefSeq lists its product as uncharacterized. Lineage: Eukaryota; Fungi; Ascomycota; Sordariomycetes; Sordariales; Chaetomiaceae. Gene Ontology annotation, biological process: DNA-templated transcription. The record is from RefSeq and is a predicted model, not a curated record. The transcript has 3 exons. The coding region runs from base 1 to 2169 and encodes 722 amino acids. Gene Ontology annotation, molecular function: zinc ion binding; DNA binding.
AUGUCGGAGGAGCAGCUCAGGGGACAAAGGACAGGAAGUAUUGAGACCUUGGGUGAUAUGAGCGCCCAUCCGGGACACAUGACGAGCCAUCCCAGCGCUCUUGACAGAGAUCACCUCGACAGCCCGACAGCAUUGGACCUCAACGGAUACGGAUCCGUGCAUCCAUCAUACGAACGCCAGAUGAGCGCGCACAUGAUGGGCGGUCCGCCACACGGGCCCUACGGUCACGGCCCCAAUCAGGGCAACAUGUCCAACUAUCCCGAUCUGCCGUAUGCUCUCCAGACACAGAGCCCGACCGGCUACUCGGCCAAUCCCGCCAAUGGCUUCCGCCUCGCAAACAGCCCCCUCAGUGCUUAUCCGAUGGGUGGAGAGGCCGCAUCCCCCGGUGGAUGGAUGAACAUGUCAUCUCCGCCGCCCCAGUUCGCUUCGCAUGUCCCGCAAAACGGCUACAACCACUCGCACCUCCGCUAUCCCGUGUUGGAACCCCUGAUUCCCCACCUCGGCAACAUCAUCCCCCUUCCUCUUGCAUGCGAUCUCAUUGACCUCUAUUUCGCAAGCUCAUCCUCAGCCCAAAUGCACCCAAUGUCCCCCUACGUUCUGGGAUUCGUCUUCCGAAAGCGGUCUUUCCUACACCAGAGCAAGCCCCGACAGUGCCAACCGGCGCUCCUGGCAAGCAUGCUGUGGGUUGCUGCACAGACAAGCGAUGCCCCCUUCCUGACCAGCGUCCCCUCGGCGCGUGGCAAAAUCUGCCAAAAGCUUCUAGAACUGACCGUCAGCCUCCUCAAGCCGCUAAUCCACACGCCCUCAGAAGAGGCGUCGCCCGUUUCGAGCCCCAUCGUGGAUGGCGUUGCUCUGGGCGGUCUUGGCGUCGCUCUCCCCGGGUCCAUCAGCAUGGAAGCCCUCACCAGCGAAUCCGGCGCUUUCGGCGCGGCCGGUACUCUUGACGACGUGAUCACCUAUAUUCACUUGGCGACGGUCGUGUCGGCUAGUGAGUACAAGGGAGCGAGUCUGCGAUGGUGGAACGCCGCAUGGUCGCUCGCCCGCGAGCUCAAGCUGGGCCGCGAACUGCCUCAGAACGCACCAGCCAGCCGCCAAGGCGGGUCGGCAGACAUCGACGACGAAAACAACGGCUCGGAGAUGGGCAUCCCCGGUGUCAUCACCGAGGAAGAACGGGAGGAGAGGCGGCGUAUUUGGUGGCUGGUCUACAUUGUUGACCGCCAUCUUGCGCUCUGCUACAAUCGCCCGCUGUUCCUACUCGACAUCGAAUGCGAGGGCCUCUUCCAACCCAUGGACGACACCGACUACCAGAACGGCAACUUCCACGCCUACACGGACCCGAAUGUCCUCGCCUCAGACCCUGAGGCGGGUCAAAACCGGGCGCGUGGGCCUUCGUUCGUGUGCACCGGACACAGCAUCUUCGGCUAUUUCCUGCCUCUGAUGACUAUUCUUGGCGAGAUAGUGGACCUCAAUCACGCGAGGAACCACCCCCGCUUCGGCGUUGGGUUCCGCUCUUCUCGUGAGUGGGAUGACCAGACGUCCGAAAUCACCCUGCCACUUGGACAUGCCGCCGACGAGAAGGCUGCCGAGGCAGCGGGCGUUCCGACAGCAAACGACCUACCCGGCACACCGUCAGGGCACAGCGUCCACAGCGCGCACACCAGCUCGAGCCGUAUGACCGAGAGCGACAUCCAGACGCGCAUCGUUAUGGCGUACGGCACGCACGUCAUGCACGUGCUGCACAUCCUCCUCACGGGCAAAUGGGACCCCAUCAAUCUCCUCGACGACAACGACCUCUGGAUCAGCAGCCAGGGCUUCAUCACAGCGACGGGCCACGCCGUCAGUGCCGCCGAGGCCAUCAGCAACAUCCUCGAGUAUGACCCGGGCCUCGAGUUCAUGCCCUUCUUCUUCGGCAUCUACCUGCUCCAGGGCUCGUUCCUGCUGCUCCUCAUCGCCGACAAGCUGCAGCUCGAGGCCUCGCCCAGCGUGGUCAAGGCCUGCGAGACCAUCAUCCGCGCUCACGAGGGCCGUAACUUUAGUAGAGUCAUGCGCAGCGCUCUCGCACAAGUGCGGGGCCGCGUCCCUGAGGACCUCGGCGAGCAGCACCAGCGCCGGAGGGAGCUCCUGGCGCUGUACCGGUGGACGGGCGAUGGAACUGGCCUGGCACUUUGA